Scutellospora calospora is the source of this 532-nucleotide messenger RNA. Lineage: Eukaryota; Fungi; Glomeromycota; Glomeromycetes; Diversisporales; Gigasporaceae. The record is from the annotation of a GenBank genome assembly.
GAUGCAUCGCAUAGAACAAUAGCGAAGGGCGAUUUUCGACAUGGCAUUGUUGCGGGGGUCGUCACAAAGAACAUGCAAUUCAGAGUAGUUUCUUCGAAUACCGUUUCUGAAGAAGGAAUCGAACAAGGAGAAUAUACCGGAAGACAGGAAAAAAUAUAUAUAUAUAUAAAAAGGACGAAAUACCAAGAUAAAAAGAAAAAACGUAUAAUCCCUAAGAGAAAAAACAAAGAAAAUAUAAAUUAUGAAAGUAAUAUUUCUAAUAGCGAAACGUUCUAUACAUGUAAAGUAAAGUCUGGUAAAGAGUGCAAAGUCAGCCGCAUCGAUCUUACUAAUAAAUUUCAGGCCUAUCAAACCGAUAUACUCAAAAAAGCAAAAACCGAAGAUUUUUAUCUUGAUAAUUAUUUAAUCUAUAUAGAAGAUUGUUGGUCAAGCCUUCAUAGAAAUUCAACUGGGUAUCUUGUGCCUGGUCCAAAAACGCGAGUAUUGGUUGUUAAUAAUCAAAAUUAUUGCAUUUAUAUAACUAAUUUAAUUG